Molecule: messenger RNA, 2311 nt
Organism: Anolis sagrei ordinatus
Lineage: Eukaryota; Metazoa; Chordata; Lepidosauria; Squamata; Anolidae
Gene: PTPN9
Product: protein tyrosine phosphatase non-receptor type 9
Biological process (GO): protein dephosphorylation
Molecular function (GO): protein tyrosine phosphatase activity
Source: RefSeq, a predicted model, not a curated record
UAUUUUUUGAUAUAUAUGCAAUGCUAAAUCCAAGAAGAACUGGAAGAAGGUCCAACUUGGGGUGUUCCCACCCCCCAAAAUUCAAGAUUUAAAGGGACCCAGUUUUGUUUUAGUUGGUUUUUUGGCUUUUUCCUUUUGCAAAAAGUGGGAAGAAAACUCAACACAAAAAAAAAGCAACACAAAAAAAAAAGACUUUGGGGUCAAAGUGUUUGGGAAACUUCCACUUCCUUUGCUUGAGAAAUGGCAGCAGAAUUGAGCCCAGAAGAAGAGCAGGCCACCAAGCAGUUUUUGGAAGAGAUCAACAAGUGGACGGUCCAAUACAAUGUCUCUCCGCUCUCCUGGAACGUGGCCGUCAAGUUCCUCAUGGCCAGGAAGUUCGACGUCCUCCGAGCGAUCGAGCUUUUCCACUCCUAUCGGGAAACCAGGCUGAAGGAAGGGAUUGUGAAGUUGAAGCCCCACGAGGAGCCCCUCCGAUCGGAGCUGCUGAGCGGCAAGUUCACCAUCCUGAGCGUGCGAGACCCGUCUGGCGCCUCGAUUGCCCUUUUCACCGCCAAGUUGCACCACCCCAACAAGAGUGUCCAGCAUGUGGUGCUCCAAGCGCUCUUCUACUUGCUGGACCGGGCCGUGGAGAGCUUCGAAACCCAACGGAACGGUCUGGUGUUUAUAUACGACAUGGCGGGGUCCCAUUAUACCAACUUCGAACUCGAUCUCAGCAAAAAGAUCCUCAAUUUACUGAAGGGAGCCUUCCCAGCUCGCUUGAAGAAGGUCUUCAUCGUGGGCGCUCCGAUGUGGUUCCGGGUGCCUUACUCCAUCAUCAGCCUCUUGCUUAAGGAGAAACUCCGGGAAAGGGUCCAGAUGGUGAAGAUGUCCGAGCUGAAGGAGCACCUCCCGCAGGAGUGUCUCCCGGAGUAUCUCGGCGGAUCCCUCAAGCUGGAUCCUGUCAGCUGGAAUGGCCGGUUCCUCCCGCAGCAGAACGGCCACCCGGACCCCCUGGACGAGCUGAUCCUGGUGCCCUUGGUCUCCCCCCGGGACAACGGCUCGGUCCACGUCCCCGGGCCCAGGGGGAUGACGGUGCAGGAGGUGCUGGAGCACGUCGAGCAGAAGCAGAAGCGCGGGCUCUACGAGGAGUACGACGGCAUCCGCAGGAGGAGCCCCGCAGGCACCUUCGCCUGCUCCUUAGCUCCCUUUAACCAGGAGAAGAACCGAUACGGCGACGUCCCCUGCCUUGACCAAACCAGGGUGAAGUUGUCCAAACAGUUCAGCUACCAGGAGUUGACCGACUACAUCAACGCCAGUUUCAUGGAUGGCUACAAACAGAGAAACGCUUACAUUGGAACCCAAGGGCCACUAGAAAACACCUACAGUGACUUCUGGCGCAUGGUGUGGGAGCAGAACGUCUUGGUGAUUGUCAUGACCACAAGACUCGAAGAAGGUGGCCGGAGGAAGUGUGGCCAGUACUGGCCCUUGGAGAAGGACUUUCAGUGCUGCUAUGGGACGCUGACCGUCACCAAUUUGGGAGUGGAGAACCUCAACCAUUACAAGAAGACCGUUUUGGAGAUUUACCACUGCGAGAGUCGUGAGCGGCGCCUGGUGACCCACUUCCAGUUCUUGAGUUGGCCUGACUACGGGGUCCCUUCUUCGGCAGCGACGCUCAUUGACUUCCUGGGGGCCGUCAAGCACCAGCAGAGAGUGGCGGUCAGCGCCCUGGGACCACGAUACAAAGGGCAUCCGGGUGGUCCACCCAUCGUGGUGCAUUGCAGCGCCGGGAUCGGCCGGACAGGAACGUUCUGCGCGCUGGACAUCUGCCUCUCGCAGCUGCACGACGUGGGGACGCUGAACGUCUUCCAGACGGUGGUGCGGAUGAGGACGCAGCGCGCCUUCAGCAUCCAGACCCCCGAGCAGUACUACUUCUGCUACAUGGCCGUCAUCGAGUACGCCCAGAGGGAGAACCUCCUCCCCGCCUCCCGCCAUUGGGCCGGCGGGGAGAGGAGCUAAUGGGGGCCGCCGAUGGACUCCCCCACCUACGGACGGCGGACAGCAGAAGCUUUCCUUCCUUCGUAUUGUCAAAGGCUUCCAUGGUUGGAAUCACUGGGUUGUUGUAGGUUUUUCAAGAGGUUCUAGCAGCACUCUCUCCUGACAUUUCGCCUGCAUCUGUGGCAAGCAUCCUCAGGUUGUGAGGUCUGUUGGAAACUGGAAAAUGGGGUUUAGUGAAUAUAAUAUAAUAUAUUGUGUGUACAUAUAAUAUUUAUAAUAUUAUAAUAAGGGAAAGGUUUUCCCCUGACAUUAAGUAAUAAUAAUAAUAAUAAUAAUA